ACGUCGUUGGGAACAUCGUGCGCUCUUUAACGUCAGUCUCAUCACGGUGCUCCGUCUUCGCACGUCUCGUAACGUCACAUCGAAAUUCAACGCGUAUCGAAAUCAGGCGAAUCGGCUAUCAAAUCGUACAGGACGUGAUUGCUGCCAAUUGGAGCGCGUUUUUCCAUUAAAACAAACGUGAUCUAAUCGCGAACGAAGCGUAAACGAACCCAUUGGGGUUUUCAACUUAAGCGUUUAAAUACAUCGCGAAAGCUGCAACUCUUCUUCAGCACGCGGACCCCACAGCGGAAUUCACGCAGGAAGAGCUCUUGGCACCUUCGAGGCGAGUCUUCGCCGAGAGGGUAUUUACCUGAACGGUGGAAAUCAUCAUCUCCGACCAGCACAAUUAAUUAGGUCAUCUAGACUGAUUGUGAGAGACAGCAUCGUGAGCGAAGCAGGGAGCGACAAAAGGUCACGCCAUGCCGGCAGGUACUGGCGCUUCGUACAGGUCUUUAGGCGACCUGGGCGAAGAUGUUUACAAAAGCACAACCAUCGUCGAUCAGACACAGACCACCGGCCAAAGCGUUCUCGAAUCCGUGAAGAAAGCUUUUAGCUUCACCUCACCGAAGGCUGAGAUGCGAAAAAAGGAUCCGCUAAUCGAAGAUCGUCGCGAAAGCGUCUCGAUCGUCUCAAGGGAGAGAAACAGGAUGCCGACAGCAGCUACUGCCGAGGAAUCUGCUCUAUUGGGCACGAUGCCUUCCGACAGCAUGGAUGACAUCGAGCUAAAAAACAUUCAGUUGCAAUUCCCGGCGCUGCGAUAUCUCUCCAGAGACGACAGCUCUGUACGAGAAGAAAGGGUGGAGACCGACAAGGGAAGUUUGCUAGUAGCGGUGCAAGGAAAUCGAGCAAAACCAGCUAUUCUUACUUAUCACGAUCUAGGCCUUAACUACAUCUCGAGCUUCCAAGCAUUCUUUAAUUACAUCGAUAUGCGUGUUCUACUUGAAAAUUUCUGUGUAUACCAUGUAAACGCACCCGGACAAGAAGAAGGCGCACCGACACUACCCGAAGAUUUUACGUAUCCGUCCAUGGAAGAGCUGGCUGAACAGCUGCUCUUUGUUCUUGGCCAUUUUGGUAUAAAAUCUGUAAUUGGUUUUGGAGUCGGAGCUGGUGCCAAUAUACUGGCAAGAUUUGCACUUGCCCAUCCGGAGAAAGUAAAUGCGCUGUGCCUGAUAAACUGUGUGUCUACGCAAGCAGGUUGGAUUGAAUGGGGAUAUCAAAAGUUGAAUGUACGCCAUCUGAGAUCGCAAGGCAUGACGCAGGGUGUUCUCGAUUAUCUAAUGUGGCAUCAUUUUGGUAGGGGGACCGAAGAACGGAAUCACGAUCUGGUUCAAGUGUACAAGAACUAUUUUGAGCGUCGCGUAAAUCCAACGAAUCUUGCAUUAUUUAUCGACAGUUAUGUUCGCCGCACGGAUUUGAACAUAACAAGAGAAUUAGACCCAACACGCAAGAAGGAGGGAUUGACGCUUAGUGUGCCAGUGAUGAACAUCACGGGUGCUUUAAGCCCUCAUGUUGACGAUACUGUAACGUUAAAUGGACGUUUGGAUCCGACAAACAGCUCCUGGAUGAAAAUAUCCGAUUGUGGUAUGGUAUUAGAAGAACAACCGGGUAAAGUAAGCGAGGCAUUUCGAUUGUUUCUUCAGGGUGAAGGAUACGUGGUGAGAUCCCCGCGGAAGCCCGUGAAGCCGACAACACCCGAAGUGGCCCCGCUGUCGCCGUUAAAAAUGGCCGAUUUCAGACUGGCUUCCUUGGAAGGACUGAAUCACGUUUGCAGCAAGAAGAUCGACUGGCCUACUGCGACCAUACACAUCACAGAGAAUCCGAUAUCGGAGGCAGUUGUCUGUUAAAUGUUAAUCACCGAAUUCUAAUGCCAUCGUCGAUUUUCGUUGGUGAUCAAAGCGAGUAUAAUCGGACACUAUAAUUUAGGAAAUUUUAAGGUUUCGUCGGGCAACGAUCCUUCGCGGCACUAAUCGAUUUCUUUCCGAGGCUUUUUCAUCAGCACCAUAUUUAUUUUAAUCGCGGUUUGCGCUAAAUCGACCACACGCGUUCGUAAUAAAUGUUUAAUUCUAAAUGACUAUCAGUUAAGAGCUUUAAAGAUAGAAUUUACUACGUAAAAGAUAUCUUUUACCGAUAUUAUACUUGCUCGAUAUGCAAUGUUGUUAGGAACACUAUUAAAGAUAAAUGAAAGAGC
Molecule: messenger RNA, 2227 nt
Organism: Monomorium pharaonis (pharaoh ant)
Lineage: Eukaryota; Metazoa; Arthropoda; Insecta; Hymenoptera; Formicidae
Gene: MESK2
Product: protein NDRG3
Exons: 10
Coding region: 459-1883 (474 amino acids)
Biological process (GO): signal transduction
Cellular component (GO): cytoplasm
Source: RefSeq, a predicted model, not a curated record